This is a messenger RNA of Ornithodoros turicata, 6333 nucleotides long. RefSeq names its product protein quick-to-court-like (gene qtc). The record is from RefSeq and is a predicted model, not a curated record. The transcript has 7 exons. Bases 223 to 1656 code for a protein of 477 amino acids. NCBI's taxonomy places the organism in Eukaryota, Metazoa, Arthropoda, Arachnida, Ixodida, Argasidae.
UACAGCUGUGACCUUCGUGAACGGUUGCCCCAGAUUGCCUGCAUGUUUAUUGUGAUGCUGUCGCGUUCGCCGCAUAACAAUAUGGUAAACCCCUCUCGUGUCAUCAGUGUUCGUAAGCAUUUUUUUUUCUAACACACUUAAUCUCGAGUUUAGCAGGCUUCGAUUGUGCUUGAAGACGAGAGCUCUGGCUAGCCUGGCUAGCCAUACUUUCAUUAUGUCAUAAUGGACAAUGAUACAGGGAAGAGCCGCAUUCCCAGCCUGCGGCGGAGUGCCUCGGUGAGAGUUCGUGGAGAGAAGAUGUCACCAAACACAGGGCUAUUUUGCGGAGGUCCUAACAACUCUAGGCAAAGCAUUGCGUCUAUGGAAUCCCACAACUGUCACCAUCCUUGUGGAGAUUCUGAAUCUCUUAAGAGCCAUGGAAGCAACACAAGCCUUGCUUCUUGUGGCAGUUCACAGCAAACCGCAGGAGAUAAAGGAAGCUGUUCUCAUGGGCGAAGAAACAAGUUUGUGCUGCAUUGCCAGAGGCACUGUGCCACACCUCAAGAAACAUAUCUCACGCCUACGCAACGCAAGGACAGAGAACUACGUAGCCUUCGCACUGCAUUGGCACAAGCAACUCGAGAUGCGGAGGACAAGUCGCUCCAGCUCCACGAACUCUCGCGGGAAAUUGAAAGGUUGCGUCAUGACCGGCCACUGACGCCUCACAGUGAAGCAGGGGCCAGUCAGAGCGGGGGAUCUAUUGCUAAUGGUGACACUGCAGAUAUUGAAGCAGUGGCAUGUAGAGAGAGCGGCAGUGAACAAGCAUCAAGGUACACGCCAAAGCAGGUGCAGACAGAUGAUGACAUAAGGUGUGCAAGUUCCGUCAGCACAUUUGUACAGACAACUGAAAGAGACUGCCCGUCAUCUUUGCAUAGUAAUCAUGGCUUGGUCACAGAGCCCCAUGAAGAGGUUGACCUCUAUGGCGAUGACAUACGUCACAUCCGUAUGAGUUGGAUCAAUUCUAACCUCUCAACGGACGUGAGUAAGAAAGAUGAGGCAACUGGAGAUGAUGAUGAUGAUUAUGAUGCCACGGACUUGAGGAGAAAAUACCGUGAUCUGAGGCAGCGAUACAAUGACCGCACUGAGAACCUCCUGCAGAUGCUGAGUGACCUCAAUGCCAAGUACUUGAGUCUACGCCCUGCGUACGACGGUACACAGGACCGCCUGAGGGACUUGGAGCGUCAGCUUGCUGAUGCUCGACAAGAGAUUGAGAGACAGGAGCAGUGGCACAGUGAGAUGUAUCUCAAAAUGUACAGAAAAGGAAAGGAAGCUGCAAAGUUUGAGCACGACGAGGACGGCCUGUACGACGCUGGCGAACGACAGCGGGCAUCGGGCCCAACAAUGUCUCCCCUUCUGCAGCAGCUGAGACGUACCGAGCGGGAGUUGGAGCGCACACGCGAGCUGUACAGCGUUCCGCAGCGGCCCGCCAUCCACGGCAUAGCCGGAGAUCGCCAGGCGGAAUACACUCUCCGAUUCCUGAAGGAUGCUGUCUUCUACUUCCUCACGGACCGCACUGACUUCCGUGGUCAUCUAAACGCUAUUCAGUCCAUUUUAGGCUUCUCGGAAGCUGAGCGGGCAGCUGUGGCUAAAGUUUGGCGGAACCGCGGCAGACUAUGAUAUGUGGUUAGCACAGGGACAUAAUCAGAGCCCCUAGCAAUUUGGCGAACAAAUGAAUGGUUAAUCAAUUAUUGCGUGCGGAAGAGAAAUCUUUGCUUAAACUAGACGUGUGGCUUGCAUAUUUUUGCGGAUGUUUCGUGUAAUCCAGAUUCUUGCGCCCAACAUGAGGGGAUAGUGUUUAAUCAAAAUUGCACUUGUAAGUCUGUUGAAAUAUGAUGGAAGCUCAUCAAAAGAACGUCAUCCCUUGCAAGUCACAUCUUACAAAAGGCUGUGUCCAGGCAAUGGAACAUCUUAUCGGUGAAGAUAAGUGUGUAUUGUGCCUGCAGCAUAUGUACAUUGUAAUAUUGGUGAAAUCAUAUCACCUGACAACGAAGACUAUUGUGGAUCAUCAUGGGAAACACUUCGCCAGUUGUAAGAGCAUUCCUGCUUGUGAUUGCUGAAGGAGUGGGUUGUCCUUUCGUAGAAAAUCUGUAAACUUAGCCAACUAAUUGUUGGUUCCUUCCACAAAAACUUCAAGAAAAUUUACACUAAAAUGUUGCAAGAAAUGACAAAUAUUGUAACAGAUGUUUUAGUGACUUUUAUUGCAACUGAUUGGACAUCGCAUAUUUUUUUUCUUCUUUUAUUGUUUUGUUAUAUUGCUCACCUUCUGUUGCAAUGUCGCUUUCAAGCAACAUUUGUCUGUGUGAAACCUUUUUUGUCCCUAUUAUUGAUAUCAGGGGGCCAAGUACAACAAAAAGCACUGAUGUGGCAUGAUACAAAUAGCAAGUAUUUUUAAUGAAAAAAAGAAACCACAUAUGUAAUUAUAGCCGCAUUACAGCAAAUUGAUGUCGCAUUUCAAACGGUUCCAUCCCAACCGGCAAAUUUCGACUGAGCAUGUUUCAUGGCAGAGUGAGAAUAGUCUGAUACGUCGCGUCCAUGUGGUUCGCUUGGAUGGAAGGUAGCAUGCACGUUAACAUGUUUUCCACCUUAUUCUAAUGGAUAGGUGUUUUAUAACAUAAAAAUCGCCCUGUAUCAGAUAAUGUGAGGCCACAAAGGCUACGUUAAGCGUAUGCCACACGACCUUUAUAACAUGACUGUUCACAACAUUCCCACGGAGUCCAGCAGGUUUCCGUGUGGCUCCCCACAAAUAAAGGUUUUACCGCAGAUCGCUAGGGGCUCUAGACGCGAGAUGGACCUUUGUUUUCAUGUGCACAUUCCUGUAAAAUGCCUAUUUCAGUGUUAUUUCGUUCAUUUUAUUCUUUUAGGCACAGGGGUUUGCUAUCACAAAGAGAAUAUAAAACUGUAGAGAUAUUAUUAAUUGCAUCUUUGUGAACCACUGUUGCAAUGUUUUGUGCUUUAUGCGAGAGAUCCUUUAAGGAAAGGAAAUAGGCAGAAGAAAGGGAGUGUGUUUUUAGUGACUGUGAUACUGUUGUUGCAGCUUAAGAAGCUAUACACAUACUAUAAGCUUUUAUCUAUAUUAUGUACUGGCAUUGUUCACAAUGCGCUGUUGAAUAUAUUAUUGACUUUAGCCGAGUUUGGUGGCACGUGUUUUCUCGUUUUUUCGGGUGGUAUGAAUUUUAUUAUCUUAUUUCAUGUUAAAGGGCUAGCUCUGAGAUGGUGUUAUGUGAGAGAAUGAUUUGUGCAGCAAAUUCAAGGUACACACACACAAUAAAUGAGUGGGUACGCAUGAAAGCUGGAGACAUCUUCGAGUGAUAGAUAAAUGAUAACUCCAGUGGAGAUCAUUCCGUUUAUGGUUUGCUCUGGGACAAUAGAUGCCCUGGGGUUGUGUAUGCAUUCUGUUGGUCAGGUGCUCGGAGAGGUACUGUUUAAAAGGAGUACUAAAGUGCAGAAACUUAUCCUUGUGUAAUGAAAGGUGGCGUUAACUUUACAGUACAAAAGGAAUGGGGAUAAUCUCUUGCGUUGUUCAUGAUUUGUACACAAAGUUGACUGCGCUUUCCAACUUCUUUUUUCUCUUCUUCUCAAGAAACUCGAUAGUUCAGAAAGGACUCCUCAAACAAUUUGCAUAAUCAUCGCGAGAGAUCAUCUGAGCCCAGUAGACCAUCUAGUAUGUCCAAGGAAUGUCCACUGGAUUUUAGAUUCUGGAUAUCAACUGGAGUUUUGUGUGCAUCUAUCUGACAUCCACUGGACAUCUGUGGGCAUUUUAACCCUGUCUUGGUAUCCUAGAGAUGUCCAUGUGAUGUAUUUCAUGGAUACGUGAUGCAUGCUAGAGGUUAAAAAUGCUGUGAACCUGGUUGGCUACUCCAAAACACCUUGCAACACAUUUGGCCUGUAGUAUGAGUCGAUACACUGUUGUUAUUCCAAACAUUUUAUUUUAAAGUCAGGAUUAAAAAUUCAGAAAAUAUUUGAAAAAGAAAAAAAAAGGCAGUAAAAAUACUGUUCCCAAGGAUGAUUAUGCCGUACCUCAUCUGCCACUCCGGGUGGGGAAACCACUUGGGCCUAUCAGUAGCCUCUGUCGGCAUACUGGAUGAAGCAUAUACCGAAAUACAAAUUGUUGAGGCAUGUUCAUUAAGUGUAGUUGGGAGUAAAACAUUUGUUACAGUGAUCAAACGUAUCUUUGCAGUUAACCCAUGCAUCUGCAAUGACAUCGAAGUAUACCCGUUAAGAUUCCUGACAUCCCUUUGUGUCAAAUACUGUGUUUUUAAAUCAGGCCAUCGUCUAUAAUGUGAUUACCUGCUGAGCGGAGCUGUAAAACCAAUCAGUUUCCUCUGUAAAUACAAACAGUAGCACAGAACGAUGGAAAUACCUAAUGCUUUUACUUGCUCUCCCUCUGUCACACUCCGACAAACUAUUUUCGCUUGCUGUUAUUUGAUACCUAAUUAAGUCUGCUAUUGUAGACCCCAUAUAAAACUGUUGACCAUAACAACAUACGUAAUUGACCAUAACCAGCAUUAUGCACACCACAUAUGUGUCAUGAACCAUAUUUUCUCAUAUAUACUGACAUGUUUACGUGAGAUGACUCAUGCUGCUAUUUGCCCCUAAAGCAGCACUGAAAUGCUUGACGACUUUCUGUGUCACUGAAAGUGGUCACCUAUAAGAUAUCCUCUGAAUAUCCUCAUAGAAUAUGCUGUGGACAUGUCUGCCUGGAUAAAGUGUAGAGUUACUUUGUGGAUAUUGCAUAGAUGUACAAGGGGCAUAUGCGACUUCCGAGACAUUCCCAACUUGUUUUGUGGUAUCUCUGGGAGAUUAAUCAUUUACUGAGAGGAGACCAUACAUGUUUAAUUAUGCAAGGAAGAAGUUUUGUAUUUUAGUGCACCUUUAGGUUCAGCAAAUACCAAAUCUAUACAUACUGUGCAGACUACAAGGUGCUUUAUAUGGGGCGUUGUAUCUGAAUCAGUUAUAUGUCAUGCGAGACUCGUGAUGAAAUUGGCUGUCCCAACUUGAACGUCUUUGAAGUUACGAUAUAGGCACCGGUGAUAGAGGUAAGAGACAGACGUGGAUCUGUGUUUCACUUGUGGGAUUUUUUUUCUUUUUUUACAGGACCUAUAGUCUUUUCAUGAUCAGAUUAUGGUAGAAACUCACAUUGGCAUAAAAUACAGGAAGUUAAGGUAUAUUAUACAAUUACACAGUUGUUCCCUGUGCUGUUUGCUUCGUCACUAUCCUGCAUUAAGCCCAUGUUUCAAUUCAGGACCUUUGAAAAUUAUUUUAGGUCACAUUCAGUGUAGCUAUGAGCUGCCUAGUCUGCAUGUUUUCGGUGAGAGUAGCAAAAUGUCUGGCAGUCUUCAGACAUUGCACAGAUGGCUGUCAUAUGCUGCGUAUGAUUUAUUUACACAAAGAACAUACCUCGUAGGUGGCCUUCAAAUGCAGUUGCAUACCUGUCCUCAUAUAAGGUGAAUAACUAGAUAUGAUAUGAUUAUGAUAUAACUAUAUGAUGAUAGUGUCACUUACCAAUAUGACUCUUACUUAAAGCUUACUUAUGGCAGCAGAGACGGAACAUUUACACACGGUACGCAGCUAACGUCUUCAAACUGGGUGUAGGGAAAGCGGUCCCAAGAAAUGCUUUCGUAAUAGCCGCAGGUAUAAUGCCUGCGAUCCGCAGUCUUUCGGAAGAGGUGCUAAAAUUUCGGUUUUCCCAACAGAGGAAUUUCAGGGAUGUUUAUUCAGGGGGACAAUUUUCCGGCAAUGUUUUCUCUGGGGACGAUUUUUGCUGAAUUUUCUACAAGCCAUGCGUGCUUUGAUUUAGAUUUUUGUAUAACACAUGCAUCAUGAACACAUGCAUCAUGAACACAUGCACAUGAUGAUCAACAGAUCUUGAAUGUUCUUAAUUGUAGUGACAUGGUAACCUAAUUGGUUUUCCACCAUGGGAGCAUUUAAACGGACAUUGGUAGCUGGUCAGGUUGGUCAGGUUUCUAGCCACCUGUCACGUAUCAGUUUUUUUAUGUUUGCAGCAAUAUUUUUGACACGCAUUCAUUCAUUCCGCAUUUCAUACUGUGUCAUGCAUGUUACUGAAUGCAGAGCUUUAUGCUAAUAUCUUACAAGCUCAGUUUAAUGUCCAGCAAUUUACACACAUGUUCUGCAUCUUUUUAUUGCACUUUAACAUAUGGUUGUAGCCUGCCUAGUGAUAUUGGGUAUUGAUUUGCAAUUUCUGUUUGUAUUUUCCCCCACAUACUCAUUUAAAAAUUCAAGCCCAUUCCGUAUGUUUGCAUUUGAAUAAAGAGUCCACAGCGGCGUUGUACCUGA